GAGGGCCGCCUACUCCAUCGGCGUCGUCUAGCGGUCUCUUCCUCGACGCAGCGCUGCGUUUCCGCUUCUUUUUGGUCUUUUUCGUCAGCGACCCCCUAUCACUUCGUCACUUUCUCACCCAUUGCCCCGGAAGAAAACAUACGCCUGCUUCUCGCCCAGCACACCUAACCACUCAUCAGGAUCUCGCUAACAGCCUUCUGGUGAACAUCGAAAAUGUCCCAGCAACAAGAUAUCCAGGAACGCAUCGCCGCCGCCCGUCGCGAGGCUGAAAGUCUCAAGGAGAAGAUUAGGGCAAAGAAGGAAUCAUCGGCAGAUACGAGCUUGCGUGCAAUGGCGGCAGAAGUUGAAGCCCUGCCUCGUAUCGUCAUGCGCCCACGUCGGGCACUGAAGGGCCAUUUGGCAAAGAUUUACGCCAUGCACUGGGCUGCCGAUCGCCGUCACCUUGUCUCGGCUUCGCAGGAUGGCAAGCUUAUCGUGUGGGAUGCGUACACUACUAACAAAGUCCAUGCUAUUCCUUUGAGAUCGAGCUGGGUGAUGACGUGUGCCUACUCCCCGUCGGGCAAUUUUGUCGCUUGUGGUGGCCUGGACAACAUUUGCUCGAUUUACAAUCUGCAGUCAAAAGACGCAGGCCCCAUGAAAGGCGCCCGUGAACUCAGCGCUCACUCUGGGUAUUUGAGCUGCUGCCGUUUCAUCAGCGACCGACAAAUCGUCACGAGUUCUGGUGACAUGACAUGCAUGCUGUGGGACAUCGAAGCUGGUGUUCGUAUCCUUGAAUUUAGUGAUCAUACUGGGGACGUCAUGAGUCUGUCCCUAGGGCCCAGUCAAAAUGUUUUCGUGUCCGGCGCUUGCGAUGCCACUGCAAAGCUGUGGGACAUCCGCAGCGGGAAAGCAACGCAGACUUUCUCCGGACAUGAAUCGGAUAUCAACGCGGUAACUUUCUUCCCGAAUGGUGAUGCAUUUGCGACCGGUUCGGACGAUGCAUCCUGCCGCCUCUUUGACAUUCGGGCGGAUAGGGAACUCAACACUUUCACACACGACAACAUUCUUUGCGGCAUCACCUCUGUCGCUUUCUCAAUUUCUGGUCGUAUCCUAUUCGGUGGUUAUGACGAUUGGACGUGCAAUGUGUGGGACACGCUCAAGGGAGAACGUGUCGGAGUCCUCACUGGCCAUGAAAACCGAGUAAGCUGCUUGGGAGUGAGUAGUGACGGCAUGGCACUUUGCACUGGAAGCUGGGACAGUACACUGAGGGUCUGGGCUUAGUUGAGGACACUGAUUCAAAGCUGGUGCUUUCAUGGCGCGUAUUCCCUGUUGUCGCCUUCGAACUCGUUGCACAUUCCACCACUCUCCUUAACAUACCUUUUGCGUUGCUGUCGUCUGUACCUGAUGUCUAUUAUUUCUCCCUCGUUUCGUUUGCUUCUCUUUUAUUUUUCUGCGGUUUGCUUCGCUUUCAUUAUGUUUCG
This is a messenger RNA of Fomitiporia mediterranea MF3/22, 1460 nucleotides long. RefSeq names its product guanine nucleotide binding protein beta subunit 2. Gene Ontology annotation, cellular component: heterotrimeric G-protein complex; cytoplasm. Gene Ontology annotation, molecular function: signaling receptor complex adaptor activity; protein binding. NCBI's taxonomy places the organism in Eukaryota, Fungi, Basidiomycota, Agaricomycetes, Hymenochaetales, Hymenochaetaceae. The record is from RefSeq and is a predicted model, not a curated record. Gene Ontology annotation, biological process: G protein-coupled receptor signaling pathway. The transcript is spliced from 6 exons. Bases 214 to 1260 code for a protein of 348 amino acids.